AUAGCCACGAUCAGAUGCUCACAUCCAUCCAAGCGUUAGCAGGACACACACCCGUUGGCCUUCAUUUUCUCAGGUCGCUUGCCUUUCUCGCUACCACACAAGCAAGCCUUGUCUAGCUGGUUAAAUUAAGGUGAACCAAGAAUGGGGAAGUCAAUAUUAAUGGUCGGCCUUUUAUUUCUCUUGAGCUUCCUAAAUGGCCUUAAAGUUUCCGGUCAGGCGGCAUCAUCACCACCCACGGCUGCUGAUCUGCUUCAGGUGGCUGCUUCUCUCCAAAUGUACGUUGACGAGUUGCCUGACAUGCCCAAGAUCAAUGGCUACUCUUCCCACAAUGGGCGACCUGGGCCAGCCAAUCUCACCAUAGGGAUGUUUGAAAAGAAAUGGAAAUUCCAUAGAGAUCUACCAGCCACCACCGUGUUCGCAUUUGGAAUGUCAUCAACCGCAGCAACAGUUCCCGGUCCGACAAUAUUGACCCUUCAAAAUGUGCCAACCUACAUCACAUGGGAAAAUCACCUACCAUCCACCCAUAUACUCCCUUGGGAUCCAACGAUCCUCAAUGCAAUACCAAAGAGCGGAGGUGUGGCAACAGUUGUCCAUCUUCAUGGUGGCAUUGAUGAACCACAAAGUGAUGGCGGCCCAUUCGCUUGGUUCACUUCAGACUUUAAUCAAACCGGACCAGCUUGGACCACACCAACAUACACUUAUCUAAAUGACCUCCAGCCCCCAGGCAACAUUUUCUACCAUGACCAUGCACUUGGCAUAACCAGGGUGAAUCUCAUAGCUGGUCUCUUUGGGGGGUACCUCAUCACCGACCAAGCGACGGAGAGCCGCCUAAAUCUUCCCUCCGGCUCAUUUGAUCGUCUGAUCAUGAUCUUCGACCGUAGCUUCAACAAAGACGGUUCUCUGUACUUGAACUAUACCGGUGUGAACCCGCCCGUCCACCCUCAAUGGCAGCCAGAGUACUUCGGCGAUGCCAUCAUAGUUAAUGGCAAGGCUUGGCCCUUCAUGAACGUCCAGCCGAGAAAGUACCGUUUCCGAAUCGCCAGUGUCGCCAAUGCUCGGUACUUUCGUCUUUCAUUAAGCAAUGGCCUCAAUUUCACUCAAAUAGCCUCUGAUUACUCCUACCUUCCCCAUCCAGUUGUUGUUAGUUCCAUACUCCUGUCCCCUGCAGAAGGCGCUGAUGUGAUUAUCGACUUCUCGAAGUCCUCCGGUGAGGUCCUCCUACAAAACGAUGCUCCAUAUCCUUACCCUUCUGGUAAUGCAGUGGAUUCUCUCAAUAGUAAGGUCAUGAAGUUUGUGAUUCAGUCUCAAAAUGCAUCAGUUGUUGACCGUUCCGUAGUCCCCAAAAGCCUCGUUCAAUAUCCGAACCCUGUCACCACUGGCAUAACACAAACGCGUUACCUUGGCUUAUAUGAGUAUAGUACCAAUGGUCUGGUUACACAUUUAUAUAUUAAUGGCAAACGGCUUACAGAUCCAGCAACAGAAACACCAGUCCCUGGUAGCACAGAGGUUUGGAAGAUUAUAAACUUGACACAAGAUGAUCACCCUCUGCAUCUUCACUUAGCAAUGUUUCAGGCCAUAGAACAGAGAGGACUAGUGAAUGUAGACCAAUUCACAGCGUGCAUGAAUACUACAUACGAUGCCAUCAAAUGCAACAUCAGUACCUAUGCUCAGGGGCCGUUGUUUCCUAUACCACCAACUGAGAUGACAUGGAAGAAUAUAGUUAAGAUGGCCCCAGGAAACAUGACGACUGUGGUGGUAAAGUUUGGUUAUGUCCACAAGGAUGCUUCAUAUCCAUUUGAUUCGACUGCAGAGCCUGGUUACGUAUACCACUGCCACAUAUUGGAUCAUGAGGACAAUGAGAUGAUGAGGCCUUUGAAGCUGGUUCGGUAGAAAAAAGAUUAGUCACACCGAAAAAAAUGCAAAAAAAAUUGUGGCCUAUGGUGUCAUAUGUAUGGAUUAGCAAUGAACAAAGAUACGGUACUAGUAUACGUACCGGUAUUGAAAAAUUCACUCAUAUGAGAUGAUUGAAAAAUAAAAAGUUCUUGUUGAUUGUUCAAUUAUGUUGUUGAUUGCUUAAAUGACUUCUGGUGGGGGGGGGGGGGAAAGUGAAACAAACAGGAUCAUAUGUUUCAGUCUUGUAUAACCUACAUCCAUGAUAAAAAUUAUUCUCGCUUUCAUUCU
This is a messenger RNA of Nymphaea colorata (pocket water lily), 2181 nucleotides long. RefSeq names its product multicopper oxidase LPR1 homolog 1-like. Gene Ontology annotation, molecular function: oxidoreductase activity; copper ion binding. Lineage: Eukaryota; Viridiplantae; Streptophyta; Magnoliopsida; Nymphaeales; Nymphaeaceae. The transcript has 4 exons. The record is from RefSeq and is a predicted model, not a curated record. Bases 142 to 1890 code for a protein of 582 amino acids.